This is a messenger RNA of Aaosphaeria arxii CBS 175.79, 970 nucleotides long. RefSeq lists its product as uncharacterized. Gene Ontology annotation, cellular component: PAM complex, Tim23 associated import motor. Gene Ontology annotation, molecular function: ATPase activator activity. Lineage: Eukaryota; Fungi; Ascomycota; Dothideomycetes; Pleosporales. The coding region runs from base 368 to 691 and encodes 107 amino acids. The record is from RefSeq and is a predicted model, not a curated record. The transcript has 3 exons. Gene Ontology annotation, biological process: protein import into mitochondrial matrix.
AUUGAAGAUGCAGUGCAUGCGACAGCGAACACAUACGAUGCCCUUUGAAGGGUAGACCGGAGCCGAACAGAAGUCUUUGACACAUUAGUCUGCAUACUUGCACAUUAUUGAGUGCAUACUCACAGCAAGUCUCGAUUCUCAUGGCGCCGGAGUCCUAGUUUUUGGAGAUGUAUGGAGAGACUGAGGUAGACAAAAGCUGGUGGGGAUAAUCGAUAUUUCGCCGCGCCAAGUCUUCAACUUUUCUCGCACGGACCACAUCAAACUCCCGACCCUCCUCCGCAAUCUGCAUUUUCUCUAUCAACGAUCUACAUCCUUCUCAAAGGCCUACAGCUAAAUUCUCUUUUCACCGACAAACUACACAAUCGCCAUGGCAUCCGCGUGGGCAAUAGCGCUUGGUCUUGGUGCCACAGCCUUUUUCGGCCGAGCUGCAUAUGUUGCAGUGCGACGAUCCAGCGCCGCGGGCAGCGCAUUGGGCAGAGGAUACUACAAGGGUGGUUUCGAGCCCAAGAUGACGAGGAAAGAGGCCGCGCUCAUUUUGGAGAUGCCUGAGCGAGGCAUAACCAAAGAACUUCUUCGCAAGAAGCACCGACAGCUUAUGUUGCUGAACCACCCUGAUCGAGGCGGCAGCCCUUACCUGGCCACAAAAGUCAACGAAGCGAAAGAGCUACUCGACAAGGAAGUCAAGGGCUAAGGAGACAAUCUAUGAGAAGAAAAAGAAUAAUGUAAAGAUAUGUACAGUACAAUACAGAACUUCGUUUCUGUUGCAUUCAGCAUGGCGUCGGGUUAUGGUUUCGAUUUUUAAGGGAAGAAAUCGCAUUGCGACGUUAUUCACCACAUGUGUUUGUUGCGAAAGCAACAGAAUCACCACUCAUAUGAGAUAUCCACAUAUUGGAUGUAAAAUAUAAGAGACUCGGGUCCAAUCAAAUCAUUUCAACGAUAUUUAGAUUGUGAACCAAUGUUGAUGUUCGAU